AUGUCUAACUUUUACCCGGACAAUAACCGGUAUCCCCCGGGUCCCUCUUAUCGACCCUAUCCGCGCCGCGACGACAGAGACGGCCGCAUUUCUCAUUCCUACAAUGAGCUGUUACUGACUGUGGAUCUCCGUUUUCUUCUUUUGGGACAAAAGAUCUUCCGCUAUCUCCUCCACGAGGUCCGGCUGCGGACCGAAGAGAUUCCAGACCCCGUUUCCGAAGUCGAGAUCGCGAUGAUUAUCGUCGUCGAUCAUCACGGUCGCCUCCACCCCGACGAGGGAGACCCGCAUAUAGAGACCGAGACCGAGAGGGCUAUCGCUCGCCCGGAUACUACAGUCGCAGUCGAAGCUUUAGCCGCAGCCGCACUCGCAGCCCUCGACGGAGUCGCCAACCACAUUUCGGACAAGAAAGCAGAGAAGUCAUGA
Molecule: messenger RNA, 423 nt
Organism: Aspergillus wentii DTO 134E9
Lineage: Eukaryota; Fungi; Ascomycota; Eurotiomycetes; Eurotiales; Aspergillaceae
Exons: 2
Coding region: 1-423 (140 amino acids)
Source: RefSeq, a predicted model, not a curated record